GUUCCUACAUUCAACAUUUCUGCAACAUCAUCGAGUAUCAUCUACGCCAGACUUUCUCGAACUCUCAGCUUCACACGAACUACACAGCACAACACACACGUCACGCCACCGAUAAGCAACAGGAACAUAACGCACCAUGUCUGUCCCACGAGAUCCCUACGCCGAUCCCUCGGCUCAAUCUCAAACUACGGACGACGACCGCCUCCAGCCCGUUCGUACCACAUCCCGACCGGGCAACGUGUCUUUUCAGGAGUCUCAACACCCUCGUCACCCUGUGAGGAGGGACACCGACCUCUCCGAUAAGUCUGGUAAAGGCUAUGGAGGCAAUGGAGCGGUCCCUCCGGUCCCGCCCAAGUUCACCAGUCACCCUUCCACUUCGUCUGCCGGGUUCUCACAGGAACCUCAUCUUCAAUACAGUGCUGGACAAGGUACCGCGCCUAACACUUACGGACCGGCUUCUACCCCCUCCGCUGGAGGUUUGGGAGGCAUGUUCGGAGUAGGACAUUCCGGUGGGUUAGGAGGCGGAGCGAGCGACGUUAGGAGGAAGAAGUCGUUGGUCAAGCCGGAUAGGGAGAGAAUCGAUCCCAACCAUCGAUUGUAUCAUUACCGUGAGCAUGUGCUCGCUCACGACCAGUACGGGGGUGGAGGACCUGGGGGUGGGCCUGGCGGGCAAGGUGGACAGGGGGGAAUGGCCGUCUUGCCCUCUACCACCGGGAACGCUCCUCCAGGCCUCCGACGCGGAAAGUCCUUGCUGGCGAGAGAACCUACCGAUUCUCAGGAAUCCGGUUUGAACAUUUUCAAGCGCGGGGCUACUCUCCGAAGGAAAUCCAGCCAGAACGUUACUUCUAGCCGUAACCCGGGCCCGCCUAACGGGGCGACGACCGGUUCGGGAGCGGGAAGGAGCGCGACGAAUUACACUAAACAGGAGAAGCUCGGGUGUUUGGGAGACUUUGCACCGGGACCAAAGGACGCUUGGAUGGUCUAUUGUUACUUGUUGACCGUCUGCGUGCCUGGCUUCGUACUCCGAGGAGUCUUUGGCAAGCACACUCGUGAAGCCCAACGAGCCUGGAGGGAAAAGAUCGGGCUCGUCUCGCUCGUCCUUCUCCUCAUGGGUGUCGUCGGUUUCGUCACUUUCGGAUUCACUCAGGCCGUCUGCGGUGCCCAGGGACUCCGUAUCAAGGCUGGGGAAGCGAACGAGGGAUACCUCCUUAUCAACGGAUACGCUUACGAGUUUGCCAACUGGUCCCAUCCUGCCGCUGGGAACUCGUUCAACGGAUCUACGAACCCGUUGUUCUCCGACGCUUGGCAGGCCGGAGGAAAGGACGCUAGUUUCCUCUUUCAACGGGUCAACGAGAAUUGUCGGGGGCUGAUCACCGCUGCUCCCGGAAGCGCCAUCACCCAGGCUUCGGAUGGGAGAUUGGGUUGGUAUUUCCCUUGCAACCUGCACGAUCAGUUCGGGAUGACUCCCAAGAACAUCACCGGAUAUGAUUCGCCGUUGAAUUGUCAUACGUCGAUGGCGGCCAGGUCUUCGUUCUACGACGAGCAUCCCGCUGGGCAGGUCUACUAUAAGUGGCAUCAGGUCAAGAAUGCGACGAGGAACCUAGUCGUCUACGAAAACUCCGUCCUUGAUUUGAACCUCCUGCAGUGGCUCGAGCCCAGUCAAGUCCGAUACCCAGAGAUUUUCGACGAGAUCAAGACGCCUAACGCGACCUUCCAGGGCAAGGAUAUCACCAUGCACAUGUACCGUGGUGGAAUGAAGGACGUCGCCAAGUGCAUGGUCGACACGAUCCGGGUCGGUUUCAUCGACGUCAAGUCGAUCGGCUGUGUUGCCUCGGACGUCUUGCUGUACCUCUCGUUGAUCUUCAUUCUCGGAGUCGUCCUGAUCAAGUUCGCCAUGGCCGUCGCCUUCGGUUGGUUCCUCUCCUGGAGGCUCGGAAACUUCAAGCAAGAGACAUAUCAGCAGCGAAUGGCUCGUGCGGCCGAGAUUGAAAACUGGACGGACGAUAUCUACCGCCCGGCACCUAGCCGUUACAGGCCCAACGCUGCGAUGGGUGGCGAAAAGGCGCCCAAGAAGGGCAGGUUCUUGCCUACGACCAGUCGAUUUAGUCGGGCCGAUCAUCUUGUCGUUGGAAACUCUCGUCCUGGUACCGCGUACGGUCAGGUCAACGAUAACGCCUACAGGCCUAGGCAGGCCAGUACCUACGGGGGCAAGCUACCCAAGGUUACCCCGCCUGGCUCCCCGAUGUUGCGUUCGUCCAGGAGCUCGACCUCGCUCGCGUUCGGUAGAGACGAGUCGGGCAUGUCUUUGGCCGACACUGCUGGCGGAUCCAGCGGCUGCCCGUUCCCGCUUGGCGACAUCGUCCCCCAACCUCCUGUCGAUUACCAACCCUUCGGCUUCCCCCUUGUACAAAGCAUCUGUCUCGUCACCGCCUACUCCGAAUCGAUCGAAGGUCUCCGAACUACCAUCGACUCGUUGGCCACCACGGAUUAUCCCAACAGUCACAAGGUCAUCCUGGUCAUCUGUGAUGGUAUGGUCAAGGGUUCCGGAUCCAAGCUCACUACGCCCGACAUUGUGCUCGGAAUGAUGAAGGACCUCGUCACGCCCGAACACGAAGUCGAGGCCCACUCAUACGUCGCCAUCGCUGACGGUCACAAGCGACACAACAUGGCUAAGGUUUAUGCCGGAUACUACGACUAUGACAACAACACGGUCGAACUCUCCAAGCAGCAAAAGGUCCCCAUCGUCCUCGUCGCCAAGGUCGGAAAUCCGCUCGAGGUCAACGAAGCCAAGCCCGGUAACCGAGGGAAACGUGACUCGCAAAUCGUCCUCAUGUCGUUCUUGCAAAAGGUCAUGUUUGACGAGCGAAUGACUACUUUUGACUACGAAUUCUUCAACGCGCUCUGGCGUGUCACGGGCGUCAGUCCGGACCGGUACGAGACGGUCUUGUGUGUCGACGCAGAUACCAAGGUCUUCCCGGAUUCCUUGACUAGGAUGAACGCUUGUAUGGUACACGACCCUGAGAUCAUGGGUCUCUGUGGAGAGACCAAGAUCGCCAACAAGACCGAGACCUGGGUGACCAUGAUUCAAGUCUUCGAGUACUACAUUUCUCACCACUUGACCAAGGCCUUCGAGUCGAUGUUUGGUGGUGUGACCUGUCUUCCCGGAUGUUUCAGUAUCUACCGUAUCAAGGCGCCCAAGGGAGAGACCGGUUACUGGGUUCCUAUCUUGGCAAACCCAGACAUCUGCGAGCAUUACGCCGAGAACAUUGUCGACACCUUGCACAAGAAGAACUUGCUCUUGCUCGGAGAAGAUCGUUACCUCACCACCUUGAUGCUGAAGACCUUCCCCAAGCGAAAGAUGGUCUUCUGUCCUCAAGCUGUCUGCAAGACUAUUGUACCCGACACCUUCCGAGUCCUCCUUUCGCAGCGUCGACGAUGGAUCAACUCGACCGUUCACAACUUGUUCGAACUCGUUCUCGUCCGGGAUCUCUGUGGAACGUUCUGCUUUUCCAUGCAGUUCGUCGUCGGAAUGGAACUCGUCGGUACCUUGGUCUUGCCCGCCGCCAUCUCGUUCACGAUCUACCUCAUCAUUGUCGCCAUCAUCCCUGGAACCGUCAAGCCCAUCCUCUCGCUCAUUUUGCUGGCGUUCAUCCUGGGUCUUCCCGGUGCCUUGAUCGUCAUUACCUCGCGAAAGUUUGUCUACGUCGGGUGGAUGUUCAUCUACCUGUUGUCGCUUCCCAUCUGGAACUUUGUGCUUCCGGCCUACGCUUUCUGGCACUUUGACGACUUUAGUUGGGGAGAGACUCGAAAGGUUGAAGGAGAAGGAGCGGUUGCUGAAAAGGGUCACGGUGACAAGGAUGGUGUCUUCGAUUCGUCUCACAUCGUGAUGAAGCGAUGGGUCGAAUUCGAGCGUGAACGUCGAUGGAAGAAUGGCCAGCAGUCGCGAGACUCGUACUCGGAUGUCAUCUUCAGGCGCGAGGGUGGCAUGACUCGUGACCGUUACUCCAUGGCCUCGACCCACGAGACCAACUUUAGCAAUUUUGCUGGUUCGGAAGCGGCCUUCUUGGGUCGACCCAGUCAGAGCUAUGCUUCCAUGAGCAUGCAAGGGUCGCCGGGCGAACACUAUCAGCCUCAGUUGGACGCUUCUCCCGCGCCUCCUCGUGGACCUUUCCGAGGUGGUCGAGACUCGUCCCCGGCUUCGUCGGAAUCGGCUGAUCACUAUGCCGAGAGGUACAGGUCGUACUCCGGAGACGUUCGUGACGAGAGUGCGCCUAUCCUCAGCUCGAACUAUGGCCCCACUUCGCCCAUGGACGAGUCGUUCCCGCCACGUACCGGUAUGGCUGCAAGCCAACGAUACCCCGAUGAUGACAACUACCGAUCGAACAGUUCUCGAUCGCCCCCGCCGGUACAGCAAAAUCCUUCGCAUUACCGAAGGAUCUCGCUGGUCGACAAUGGCCCCAUCGGCUCGUCGGUAGAUUCCCAUACGACCGGUGUAAGGAGAGUCGCCAAGGGACCAAAGCGAAGCUCAUCCCAAGGAUACGGUUUCGCUUCACCGCCUAGCGGUAGCAGCGGUCUCCCCCCUGGUGCAGCAGCUCCCGCGCAGCAGAACCGUUACUACUGAACUGAAACGAGCCAAUCAACCAUGACACGCCCUACUUUCCGGACCUCUUAACGAACGCGCAAAAAGCCAAUCCUACACCC
Molecule: messenger RNA, 4701 nt
Organism: Filobasidium floriforme
Lineage: Eukaryota; Fungi; Basidiomycota; Tremellomycetes; Filobasidiales; Filobasidiaceae
Product: chitin synthase 3
Exons: 8
Coding region: 137-4621 (1494 amino acids)
Cellular component (GO): cell septum; cell periphery
Molecular function (GO): chitin synthase activity
Source: RefSeq, a predicted model, not a curated record